Molecule: messenger RNA, 4934 nt
Organism: Eublepharis macularius
Lineage: Eukaryota; Metazoa; Chordata; Lepidosauria; Squamata; Eublepharidae
Gene: C8H18orf54
Product: chromosome 8 C18orf54 homolog
Exons: 8
Coding region: 148-1719 (523 amino acids)
Source: RefSeq, a predicted model, not a curated record
GGAAGAGGAGGAGGAGGAAGAAGCAGCGACUGAGGCGGGCUGGCGAGCCAGUUUUCAAGAACAUGAAUGACAAUUCCAGGAGUCCAUUUGGAUGAGAAACAAUAGCAUGUUUGAUUUUCAAAAGGUAGUGUCUGUUCUCUGGAACCUAUGAUGUCUUCUCUUAUGGAGAGUUAUCGCCUCAGCAAUAGCAACAAUUCCUUGGAGUCACACAGGUCAAUUCAGUACAAGGACAGGCUAUAUAGCUCGGCAUCACAAGCUUUGGAGGACUAUAUUAAAGAUUAUAAUCUCAGUCUUGUGUCUCCAGAAAUAAGACCUGGAAAAAUCUGCAUUAACCAGAGCACUCCUAGAGACUUCAAGUCUUCAAAUAAUUGUUUCCAGCAAAAAUAUGCUCCGGAGAACUUUAAACAGUGGGCACUACAGGAUUCGGUUGCUCCGCCCUUGAGAAGAAAAAUGAUUUAUGACUCAGACGUGCUCAGUCUCACCACAGAUGAUCUUCUCGCCUUUCCUGCAGAUGGUUCAGUGCCUUUUAACCAAGCCAGUGCCUUCCAGCCAGCACGUCAGAAUAGCAAAUCGAAGAGGAAAUCCCUGACUUCUCCCUCUUACGUUCGUCACAGGACCUCAUCGUUGGGCAAGGAAGAAGGAAUGAGUUUUCCCGGAGAUCCUGUUAUUUCCUCUUCAUACAAAGACUUUAGCAGAAAGAUGUCCGCACAACAUACGUUUCACAGAUAUGAUUCUGAGGCUUCAGGGCAUUCUCUGCCGAACCACUUGGUUGAGCAGGAGGACUCGGGGCCUUCUUUUCAUAAGAACUAUCCAAGGUGGCUUACAAGUCAAAAAUCUGACUUGAGUGUUUCAGGGAUAAGCAGCAUUCCUGAUGUCAAGUAUCCGUCUUGGCUUGACACCCAUCAUCUCUUGCCAGAUUCUGCUAAUGAAAAUUUUCCCCAGACCCGUGAUGUGGAAAGUGAUUCUUCCCGCUUGCAAGGGAGCAAGGAGCUGCUAAGCAGCCAAAAUCUGGGUGGAUCAAACAACUCUAGACGAUCUGAACGCAACAGUUUUCCGGACCUAGAAAAUAAGGAUGCUGUUGUGAGAGACUGCCAACGUGAUUGCCGGAGAGUGUGCUUUGCACCCGAUGGUUCAGGAGAGGGCAGGCAUUCAUGGAGAGAGAAUGACCCCAAGGCACUUCUUCUGAAGGUGAAGAGAACUCUGGAGUCCUCUGCUGAUGAAUUAGCCAACGUCCUGAACAACGACGGCAGUCCUUGUACAGUGGAUGUCCUAGAGGCCGAAAGAUCAUGGGAUAAUGUUCCAGUUGGUUUGAAGUCUCCUGUGCCUGUACAUUGCGAAGAGAACUCUCAAGAACCCUUUAAAGCAAGCAUUGUAGAUGGAUAUUUAGAAGAUUGUCUAAAGAACAGCAGUCAGGAGAGUACGUUUUCUGGAGGGAAUCAUCAUGGGCCUGUGGAAGCUUUGAAACUGAUGCUAUUUAAUCUUCAAGCAGUUCAGCAGAGCUUUAACCUGAAGAAGAACUCUGAACAAAACAAAGAGCUUAAAAAAGCUUCAGAUGAGGACGUGGAUUUGAGACAAUGCAAUAGUGAUACAAUCCCUGUAACAAGAUCCCUUCAGAGAGCUUUAUACCAUUUAUCUCGACUUAAAGGUUUGGUUGAAGAUAUGUGUGACAGAGAAGAAUUGACAGAUCUUAGCAAGACCAUAAAGGAUAAACUGACAUAAUCUUCCCGCAUGAGAUCGUGUAUUGUGCACUUCGUGAACUGUACAAUCACAGUUGUACUUGAGCACAGUGGGAAAACUCAUAAGGUGAUCCAGCCAUUUGCUGGGGAUCUGAGAGAAUCUCUUUAAGGCCAGCAUUAUGGAGUAAAAAAAAAAUCUCAGAUUGAGGUGUGUAUUCCAAGCACUUCAUCUCUCUGGGAUCAAGUUACAGUUUCCCACUGAAACGUUUUAAUUUUUAAAACCUUUCAGCUAGGAGCCAAAGAGCUACUGAAGCUCACAGAGGAGGCUUGCACCAACCCUGGUUGGUUUGGGGCUCCUUUUCUUUCCAACAGUCGCUUCUUUUGUGCUGUGUCACAAAAAUUGCUUUUGUACUUCCACAAAAUUGGGUAGCUGCUGCUUGAGAAAAAGCGAGUCUUACAGCCCCAUAUAUGCAUCAGCUCUCCAUGCUCAAGAAACUAGUUUCAGGGUUCUUUUGCUCUUGCUCUUGUCUGCUGCCUAUUAAUGAUCUAAAAUAAGUACGGCAGCAAACAAUCAUGAACGACCAAAUCCGAUGUUAUAGAGACAGAAAGGGAGGAUCGAUAUCAUAAACUAAAGGUGCUAAGACAGCAUCAUGGCAGAAGAUACUGCAUGUAAGUCAGAUUGAGAAGGGCAAGAUUUGCAUCUUGUAGCACCUUAAAGACCAACAAGAUUUCCAUGGUAUAAGCUUUUAAAAGUCAAGCUCUCUGCAAGAGUUAAAGGAGCUUGUCUCUCAGAAGCUUAUAUCCUGGACAUUUCAUUGAUCCUCAAAGUGCUACUGUACUUGGAUCUUGUUCUGUUACUUCAGACCAACACAGCUACCCUUCUGAAACUGUCUUCAUGGAAAGAUUGAGAUGGCUGUACUUGGCUAAUCUAGACCUAAAUCCUUGUCUAAUCGUCAGUACUAGAAUACCGAUAGCACUUCCUUCACUAUGAAUUGCAGUCAGCAACGUAACAUUAGAUUUCAGUACUGUGAAAACAAAUACGAGGUGUACAUGGCAACGCAUCUUUUUUUUUAAUGGCAUGACAUCACGGUUCUCUGGGAAAUCAGGAGUGUUAAGCUGUGGUGUCUACCACUAUCUAAAGGCAUCAUGUAAUAUUUGGAAAUUGCAUGUGUGAAUCUGUCAGUUUUUGCACAGUUUCCAACCAUUCAUUCUUAUGAAUUUACAAUUAAAUAAAGUCCUAAUGAGUUUUAGCAUAAAUUUUUUGGGAACUAGAGCCCACGUUAUCUAUUUAUUUAUUUACUUCAUUUAUGUCCUGCCUUCCUCCUCAAAGGGAACCCAAAGCGGCUUGCUCCAUUUUAUUAUCACAACCACCCUGUGAGGUAGGUGAGGCUGAGUGAGUGUGCUUGGCCUGAGGUCAUCCAGAAAGCUUCCAUGGCAGAGUGGGCAUUCACACCUGGAUCUCUCGGAUCCUAGUCAAGCACGCUAACAGCUACACUUAAGCUGUCACCUAGCAACUCAGGUGUGACAAUGUAGAUACCAGGUGAAUGGUUAUAGGAAGGGAAUUCCAUAGGUAAAGUAUCCUUUGUUGAGACAUUUUGUCUCUUGUAACCUCCUGUCUUGGGUUUGGAGGUAACAGCACAUAGAUCAGGGCUUCUGAAGGAAAUCUUAAGCAAGUUGGUAUUUAUCUCUUUAGGAGAUUUCUAUGUCACUCCAUCAAAAGCUGCUUAAGUUGGCUUACAAUUAAAAUAACAAAUUAUCAAUAUAAAAACAAGCCAUUAAAAGAAACCCAGGGACAUAAACAUCGUAAAACUAUCCAUAAGAAAAAACUCAGACCAGAAGCAGACCAUUAAAAAAGCUGGGAAGAUCAAAUCCCUAAGUAAAAUCCUGGGCAAAAAGAUUUUGGCCAGGUGCCUAAAACACAGUAAUGUAGAGACACCAGAUGAGCCUCAAGUAGACGGGUGUUCCAAAGAGCACUGCAGAAAAUGCCCUGUCCCUAGAUGCCUACCAGUUAGUGAAGCAAAAAAGCCAACCUCCCAAUGCCCUUGAUGCACUGAAAUUGUCUGUACAUUGUUCAUGCUAAGGAAGUCCUCAGAGCUCAAGCUGGAGCAGGGCCACCAAUGUACAAUUUUUCAUGCAUUUUGUCAGAUGUAAGUCUGGCUGCCUUUGAGAAAACAUUGACCAAAGAAAAGAUGUCACUAACAUUCUUUAGGAAAAUCUUCACUUAUCCUCAGCCUGAUUGGACUGAGAAGCUUUGUUGUGACAGAAAUGGAAACACUCAUUUCUGGGGACACAAAACAAGGCCUCCAUUCUCUGCUUGGAUGGACUUUCUGGCUGGGAAAUGGGAUGCUGAACUAGAUAGAACCUCUGUCUGUUCCUGCCGAGCGCAAAAUGGGUUUUUGAAUGGCAUGUAUUGGGGAGGGGGUGCAAUUUUGGUAAGCAUGGAAAUUGCAAAACCUUUUGAUACAUUCAAACAGCAGGAGAUGAUAGCUAGCACUUAAAAGUAGCAAACACCUUUCUGUUUAUUUGUGGAGCAAUUGAUCAUCUGCUAAAAAAGUAGCUCAUAAAGUAAUAAUCUAGGCCAUGUACCAAGUAACACAAGAUUUAUUGUGCCUGUAGAAAGACAGCAUCCACUGGGUCUUCUGUACAGCGUUCCUUAUGCCAUACAAAGCUGUUCUUGUCUUUGGACAACUGCAUGCAGAAUUUUUCCAUCCCGUGUAUAAGCAAAAAUUGAAUGUGCCUUUUUUCUUUAUAGUUUUCUAUUUUGUAAUUUAUAUUCUUUAAAAUAGAUUAGGGCUAUCAAUAACAUAAUUUUAGGUCAUUAAGCUACACAAUGAUAGACUGAUUAUCAUUUUAAAAUUAAUAAAUCUCUUACAAUAAUUAUCUUUUUGUGAUAUUGAAGGAAGCAUGAGCGUACAGUAAAAGAAACAAGUUACCUUAUGUGUGCCAUUAAUUUUCAGUCCUCUGUUAAAAAUUUACCCCCAUUAAUAAUCUAAAUCUCUAGCUGAUUAGUUUCCCAAUUAAAGUUUGAAUCCCUAUUUCAAAUUAUUAUUGCUCAGUGGCAUAUUUCAUGGAAACAUUUUGGAGUAUGGGUAACGAGGUACCAGUUGGUGGUAAUUAUUCACAGACCGCAUCAUUUUGUGGGCAAGAGUCACCAAAUGUUAAGGAGUCAGCUUUAUUGUUUUAAUUCAAUAAAACAAUAUUGCUUUAAUUUUUUUUAAUGUGGCACUUGAGGGUACUUGAAAUGAGACUCCACCAAAA